Messenger RNA from Falco peregrinus (peregrine falcon), 2118 nucleotides. RefSeq names its product ribosomal protein S6 kinase B2 (gene RPS6KB2). The transcript has 14 exons. Bases 285 to 1817 code for a protein of 510 amino acids. Gene Ontology annotation, biological process: signal transduction; protein phosphorylation. Gene Ontology annotation, molecular function: protein serine/threonine kinase activity; ATP binding. The record is from RefSeq and is a predicted model, not a curated record. Lineage: Eukaryota; Metazoa; Chordata; Aves; Falconiformes; Falconidae.
CCGGUGGCGGGGCCGGGCCGCAGCCGGGCCGGCCGGGGGGGCGGGGGGCGGCCAGGGGUGUCUGCCGGGCAGCGGGAGCGGGGCGCUUCCGCGGGGCAGGGCCCGGCCUCAGCCCAAAAACAUCCGGCUGGGCCGGGCACGGCACCCCGCCCGCUCUGCCCGCUGCCCGGCACCCCCUGUGGGGUCCCAGCCCGCCGCGGGGCCCCUGCCCGCCACCGUGCCCUGGGGUCCCUGCCCGCCAUGGGCGCCUUGCCUGCCGUCCUGCCGUGGGAUCUCUGCCUGCCAUGGGCACCCUGCUUGCUGUCCUGUCACGGGCCCCUGCCUGCCGUGGGUCCCCUGCCAUCCUGCCGUGGCUCCUCUGCCAUCCUGCCACGCAUCCCCUGCAUGUUGUGGGCUCUCUGCCUGCUGUUGGCCCCCUGCCCACCCUGGUCCCAUGCCUGCCACUGAUCGUGGAUUCCCUCCCACAGGAGAUGGAGCUGGAGCCCCGGGGGAACGGCCUGGAGCCAGUGGGGCACUACGAGGAGAUUGAGAUCUCGGAGAGCAGUGUCAACAACGGCCCCGAGCACAUCGGGCCCCACUGCUUCGAGCUGCUCCGCGUCCUGGGCAAGGGUGGCUACGGCAAGGUGUUCCAGGUCCGCAAAGUGCAGGGCACCAACACGGGGAAGAUCUUCGCCAUGAAGGUCCUGAAGAAGGCCAAGAUCGCCUGCAACGCCAAGGACACGGCGCACACCCGGGCUGAGAGGAACAUCCUGGAGGCCGUCAAACACCCCUUCAUCGUUGACCUCAUCUAUGCCUUCCAGACGGGUGGCAAGCUCUACCUCAUCCUGGAGUGCCUCAGCGGUGGAGAGCUCUUCAUGCAGCUGGAGCGGGAGGGCAUCUUCCUGGAGGACACUGCCUGUUUCUACCUGAGCGAGAUCACACUGGCGCUGGGCCACCUGCACUCCCACGGCAUCAUCUACCGCGACCUUAAGCCAGAGAACAUCAUGCUCAACAGCCAAGGGCACAUCAAGCUGACAGACUUUGGGCUGUGCAAGGAGUCGAUCCAUGACGGGGCUGUCACCCACACCUUCUGCGGCACCAUCGAGUACAUGGCCCCCGAGAUCCUGGUGCGCAGCGGGCACAACCGGGCGGUGGACUGGUGGAGCCUGGGCGCCCUGAUGUACGACAUGCUCACAGGAUCGCCCCCCUUCACCGCCGAGAACCGCAAGAAGACCAUCGACAAGAUCCUCAAGGGCAAGCUGGUGCUGCCGCCGUACCUGACGCCCGAUGCACGGGACCUGCUCAAGAAGUUCCUCAAGAGGAACCCCAACCAGCGGGUUGGUGGGGGGCCAGGUGAUGCCGCCGAUGUACAGAAGCAGCCCUUCUUCCGCCACAUCAACUGGGAGGACCUGCUGGCACGCAGGCUGGACCCCCCCUUCAAACCCUGCUUGUCGGAGGAGGAUGUCAGCCAGUUCGACACCCGCUUCACCCGCCAGACGCCUGUAGACAGCCCAGAUGAUGCUGCCAUCAGUGAGAGUGCCAACCAGGCCUUCCUGGGCUUCACCUACGUGGCCCCCUCAGUGCUGGAGAGCAUCAAGGAGGGGUUCUCCUUCCAGCCCAAGGUGCGCUCCCCCCGCCGCCUCAACAGCAGCCCCUGCACCCCUGUCAGCCCGGUCAAGUUCUCCCCCUUCGAGGCAUUCAAGCCGGGGACGACAGGGGAGCUGAUGGAGCUGGGGCCCAGCCUGCCCCCCCCGCCUGAGGGCACGGCCCCACUGCCCAUCAAGACCUCCGUGGGUGCCAAGAAGCAGAAGGGGGGGCGGGGGCGGGUGCCCAGGUAGCGGUGGGGGUGUGUGUGGGGGCACGACCUGGGGGAAGACACCGCGUGCCAAUGGCGGAGGGGCCUGGUGCCCCCCAUGGGGUGUGUGUGGGGGGGGCCCGCGAUGCUGUUUGUGCUCUGGGUGCUGUGGGCACGGCCCUCCCCUGGCACGGCCUGCCUGCUGCCUAGCAGGGUCGGGUUUGGGGGAGCAGGACCCCCGCGGUGUGGCGGCAGGGCCCCCUUGGGGUGUGGCCCUGCGGUGCGGCCCCCCCCGGCGGCGGGCUGGUUGCUGGAUGUGUGCUAAUUAAAAGACUUGAUGAGGC